Molecule: messenger RNA, 1128 nt
Organism: Canariomyces notabilis
Lineage: Eukaryota; Fungi; Ascomycota; Sordariomycetes; Sordariales; Chaetomiaceae
Exons: 2
Coding region: 1-1128 (375 amino acids)
Source: RefSeq, a predicted model, not a curated record
AUGUCGGACAACAUUUGCGGCCCGUCCAACGGGGCUAAGGACCUCCUUGCGCAUGCCGAUCGCGACCGUUCUCUUCAUCAGGAUCGCCUUGUUGGCGCGCGUCAGGCUGGCGCCGGAAAUACCUUCCGAUCCCAGGCUACCUUCUCGCACGGCGCCGCCGAGAUGGCCUUUGCAGACUUCCAGCAGGGUACCGUCAUUGACCCCGGCUUUGGUCCUCAGCCUGACCUGAACGCAAUGGGUCCGAUGAUUCCCCAUGGCCUUGCUGGUCCUGCCCACGGUCAUCCGGCCGUCCAUGCCCCCGGCCCUAUGGGCAGCAUUGGUCCCGUCGUUCCUGCUGCUCGUCUGGCUUCUCCCGCUACUGGCGGCACUUCUCACCAGGACUGGGUGAAUGAGUUUGGCAACAUGCAUCUUGCUGAUGCAGCCGGCCCGACCACUGUCAACCCUCGUCUGGCCCACCCUGUCAUGACUCCGGGAAACCAUCUGCAGCGCCCCAAUGGAGCUCCAUUCGCCAUGCCCAUUUAUGGCGGCGCUCAGCCCUCUCUUGCCUACGGUUUCGGAAACCCUGCCAUGAGCGCCGUUGCUCAGCAGCAGCCUCAGGACAACCUCCCGAUGGAGAGUGCCAUGGACGUCGAGGCUUUCAAUCGCGCCUUCGGCGAAUACGACGAUGCCAUUUUCCAGAGCGAGUUGGCCGAGUGGGCCGAGAAGCAGAAGUCGGCUAACCAGGAGUUCAUCGAGGAGCAGGACAAGUGGAUGUUCAAGCACGGCCCUGUCGGUGCCAAGCCCCCGACCGCUCAGGAGAUGAAGGCCAUCGACGAAGACCUCGAGGAGCUCGCUCAAGAGCAGGAGAACGCGAAGCGUCGAGUCGACGAGGAUCUCGCCCGUGCGGCCGUCAGCAUUGUCAAUUCGGUCUCUGAUAACGAGUCGUUCAAGUUCAAAAACUCGCGCUUUUUCGAGCUCAUGCGCCGCAUUGGAAACCACGAGGUUGUCAUUGAUGGCGCCAAUUUUGUCGAUGCCGCCACUGGCGAGACCGUCGAGACCUCGGCUACUGACGACUCUGGCGCGGAUACCGGCGCGACCAAGGAGAACAAUGGCCAGCACGAUGCUGCCCCUAACGAUGGCCUUGCUUAA